Messenger RNA from Sorghum bicolor (sorghum), 2669 nucleotides. Its product is annotated as protein ALP1-like. The record is from RefSeq and is a predicted model, not a curated record. Lineage: Eukaryota; Viridiplantae; Streptophyta; Magnoliopsida; Poales; Poaceae. Bases 826 to 2199 code for a protein of 457 amino acids. The transcript has a single exon.
AGCAUCGAGCUGGCCUGUCGUGUUCCAAAUGAUGCGCAUGAAAGCCACACGAAACUGAUUGGUCAGCCUGUUGGCUCGCUUGAUUUAUUUGCCGAAUUUGAUGAUUAUUCAGCAUUAUUUUUCUCUUAUAAAAAAUUAGUGAAUAAUAUUUUUAUCCAAGCGAAUAGCCAUAGCCCGUAGCGUAAAUUUUGGCAAAUCUGAGAAUGAUUUUGUUUGCUUGAGGUCAUAAUUGUGGAGCUAGCUGGCAUUGGCAAAUGGCAGGGACUUUGGGUGCAAUAGGAACCGGCAUUUCACUCUGAAAUUGGCAACAAUUUGAUGGAUAAUAAGAUACUCUUCCAGCUCAGCCGCCCGCAACCCGAAUUCAACAGCCUGCCCGAUUUCUCAUCUCAAAAGAAGAGAAGAGAAGAGAAGAGAAGAGGAGCAAGCAGUAAUGUCCCUGCGCCGCCGCGGCGUCCGGGCGUUUACACCCAUGCACGGGGCAACCCUCGUCGUCGCCGUCGCCGUCGCAUGCUCCAAAACCAGAAAGCAUCCGCUCAGCUCCGCCCCUUCCACACUAGUCUCGCUCGGGGGCGACAGCGAUGUCCUGCUGCUCCUCUUCCUCCUCGCGCGCGCUCACACCCACCUAACCCAACCCGCUCCGCUCCGCUCCGACCCCAGCUCCAGCCCCAGCCCCGGUCGGUCCUCUCCAACUCCUGCUCCUCCUAGCUCCUUCCUACCCGUUACCUGCUGCGGUCCGGAGCCGAGACGACGACCACUUCCACCUCCUCCCCCUCCCGAACCCAAUCCCCAUCCAGGCCCCUCCCAAUUUCCAGCAGCCCGCCCGCGAUGCCCAAGACGACGACGACGGCGAACCGGCGCCGUAAGCGCCGCGGCGCCGGCGACGAGGGGGACACCGCCGACGGACAGGCCAGCAACAAGAGGAGGCCCGCCACCAGCGUGCUCACCUCGCUGGACGUCAACGACGCCCCGCGCCCGGAGCUCCCCCUCUUCCAGCUCAGCCGGCCUCGCCAGCAGGCGGGACGGGACGACGAAGAGGAAGAGGAGGAUGAGGAGGAGGAGGUGACCGGCGGAGGAGGACCAGGGUCGUCGUCGUCGUCCGCGCUCGCCGCCGCGGGCAACGGCCACGGCCCGCACCAGCAGCGGCGGCUGUGGGUCAAGGACCGGUCGCGCGCGUGGUGGGAUCAGUGCAGCAGCGCCGACUACCCGGAGGCGGACUUCCGCGCCGCCUUCCGGAUGGGGCGGGCCACCUUCGCGAUGCUCUGCGACGCGCUGGGCUCCGCCGUGGCCAAGGAGGACACGGCGCUCCGCGCCGCCAUCCCGGUCCGGCAGCGCGUGGCGGUGUGCGUGUGGCGGCUCGCCACGGGGGAGCCGCUCCGCCUCGUGUCCAAGCGCUUCGGCCUCGGCAUCUCCACCUGCCACAAGCUGGUCCUGGAGGUGUGCGCCGCCAUCCGUGGCCUCCUGAUGCCGCGCUUCCUCCGCUGGCCCGACGCCGCCGCCGCCGACGCGUUCAAGGCCCGGUUCCAGGCGGAGUCCGGGAUCCCGGGGGUGGUGGGCGCCAUCUACACCACCCACAUCCCCAUCAUCGCGCCCAAGACGUCGGUGGCGGCCUACUUCAACCGGCGGCACACGGAGCGCAACCACAAGACGUCCUACUCCAUCACGCUCCAAGGUGUGGUGGGCCCCGACGGCGCCUUCACCGACGUCUGCAUCGGGUGGCCCGGGUCCAUGCCCGACGACCAGGUGCUGGAGCGGUCGGCGCUGCAGCAGCGCGCGGCGGCCGGGAUGAUGGCGGGGUCCUGGGUGGUGGGCGGCGCCAGCUUCCCGCUCACGGAGUGGGUGCUGACGCCCUACGCGCAGGCCAACCUGACGUGGGCGCAGCACGCCUUCAACGAGAAGGUGGCGGAGGUCCGGCGCGUCGCCGUCGACGCCUUCGCGCGCCUCAAGGGCCGGUGGGCGUGCCUGCAGAAGCGCACGGAGGUGAAGCUGCAGGACCUCCCCGUGGUGCUGGGCGCCUGCUGCGUGCUGCACAACAUCUGCGAGUCGCGCGGGGAGGGCAUGGACGCCGCGCUCCGCUGCGACAUCACCGACGACGAGACGGUGCCGGAGAACCCCGUGCGGUCGGACGACGCCACCAAGGCCAGGGACGACAUCGCGCACAACCUGCUCCACAGCGGACGAGCCGGCACCAAAUUCUUCUGAAUGAAUUCAUUCAAUUCGCCCUGCCUCUGCAUCGUCGUCGUCGUCGUCGUCGUCGGUUCGUUCCAUCAGAUUCUUCUUCUGCUAUGCUACUGCCUACUCGGUCUCCACGGAUCGUCUCCCUCGUUGGAACCAUCCAUCCAUCCAUCCAUGGAAUUCACUAUUCAUUGGGUUGUUUGCUACUACUAUUGUUUGAACUGUACUGGGGAGAUCACCCUGAAUUCAUCAUCCUCAUCCUCGUAGAACACUGAACACACACACACACACACACACACACAGAGAGAGAGAGAGAGAGAGAGAGAGAGAGAGAGAAAGAGAUUAUAAAGAGUGGGUCGGGUUGGUUUUUGAUCAUAGGACUUUUUAGUUUAGUACUAGCACAUACUAAAGUUGUUCAACAAACGUAUCAAGAGCAAAGUUAAAGAAACAGCAAGAAGAAGAAGCACGUCCCAUCCCGUGUGUUUUCCUUGUGCUUA